Passer domesticus (house sparrow) is the source of this 11310-nucleotide messenger RNA. RefSeq names its product diacylglycerol kinase eta (gene DGKH). The coding region runs from base 121 to 3849 and encodes 1242 amino acids. The transcript is spliced from 31 exons. Gene Ontology annotation, biological process: intracellular signal transduction; lipid phosphorylation; diacylglycerol metabolic process. NCBI's taxonomy places the organism in Eukaryota, Metazoa, Chordata, Aves, Passeriformes, Passeridae. The record is from RefSeq and is a predicted model, not a curated record. Gene Ontology annotation, molecular function: ATP-dependent diacylglycerol kinase activity; protein binding.
CCAGGGAAGCGCUGCCAGCAGGAGCAGCGGCAGCGGCGGGAGGGAGGCGCAGCCCGGCGGACCCAGCUCCGCUGCCCGUCGGCGCUCUCCCCGCGGAGGCUGGGGACCUGCUGUGGGGUGAUGGAGGAGCAUGGGUACCCUUCCUAUAGCGCCCGCAGCCCCGCCUGGGAGGAGCUGGAGUCCGGGAAGAUGGCCGGGGCCGAGUCGGGGAUGAGCGGCGCCGGGAUCCCGCUGCAGCCCCAGCCCCAACCCCCGGCGGCGGCGGCGGGGCCGGCGGACGAGUCGUCGGACAGCGAAGGGGAGCACGAGGGCCCCCAGAAACUCAUCCGGAAAGUGUCCACCUCGGGCCAGAUCCGCAGCAAGACAAGUAUAAAAGAAGGAUUACUACUGAAGCAAACCAGCUCUUUUCAGAGGUGGAAAAAGCGCUAUUUCAAACUUCGAGGUCGUACCCUUUACUAUGCUAAGGAUUCAAAGUCUCUAAUAUUUGAUGAAGUUGACCUGUCAGAUGCCAGUGUAGCUGAAUCAAGCACAAAAAAUGUCAACAACAGCUUCACGAUAAUCACUCCAUUUAGGAGGCUAAUAUUGUGUGCUGAGAACAGAAAAGAAAUGGAGGACUGGAUAAGCUCUCUGAAGUCCGUUCAGUCCAGAGAACACUAUGAGACCGCACAGUUUAAUGUGGAACAUUUCUCAGGGAUGCAUAACUGGUACGCCUGCUCCCAUGCCCGACCCACCUUCUGUAACGUGUGCAGAGAGAGCCUCUCUGGAGUCACUUCUCACGGCCUGUCCUGUGAAGUGUGUAAGUUUAAAGCACAUAAAAGAUGUGCUGUCCGAGCAACAAAUAACUGCAAAUGGACGACAUUAGCCUCCAUUGGAAAAGACAUCAUUGAAGAUGAAGAUGGUAUAGCGAUGCCUCACCAGUGGUUAGAGGGAAACCUGCCCGUCAGUGCCAAGUGCGCAGUCUGCGACAAGACUUGUGGCAGUGUUCUACGCCUGCAGGAUUGGAAGUGCCUUUGGUGUAAAGCUAUGGUUCACACAGCCUGUAAAGAUCUGUACCCUCGUAAAUGUCCACUUGGCCAAUGUAAGGUAUCGAUCAUCCCUCCAACAGCACUAAACAGUAUAGACUCCGAUGGUUUCUGGAAAGCCACAUGCCCGCCAUCCUGUGCCAGUCCUCUUUUAGUUUUUGUUAACUCAAAGAGUGGAGACAAUCAGGGAGUAAAGUUUCUUCGUCGAUUCAAACAGUCGUUAAAUCCAGCUCAGGUCUUCGAUUUAAUGAAUGGAGGACCUCACUUAGGUUUGCGGUUAUUUCAGAAGUUUGACAACUUCAGGAUUCUUGUGUGUGGUGGCGAUGGAAGUGUUGGUUGGGUCUUGUCAGAAAUUGAUAAGCUCAGCUUGCACAAGCAGUGUCAGUUAGGAGUGUUACCCCUUGGUACUGGAAAUGACCUUGCUCGUGUCCUUGGCUGGGGUGGAUCCUGUGAUGAUGAUACGCAACUUCCUCAGAUUUUGGAAAAACUAGAACGAGCCAGCACGAAAAUGCUAGACAGGUGGAGUAUAAUGUCAUAUGAACUGAAAUUACCAGCAAAACCUUCUAUUCUUCCUGUGACUGCAGAAGAGUCAGAGGAGUGCCAGAUAUCUGCUUAUGAGGAUUCAGUUGCUGCUCAUCUUGCAAAAAUUCUCAAUUCUGAUCAGCAUUCAGUUGUCAUAUCAUCUGCCAAAAUAUUAUGUGAAACUGUAAAGGACUUUGUUGCCAAAAUAGGGAAGACUUACGAAAAACCAAUGGAAAAUGCAGAGGAAGCUGAUGCCAUGGCCAUUAAAUGCUCAGAGUUAAAUGAAAAGCUGGACCUAUUGCUCCAGGCUCUUCACACAGAAGCCCAGGCUGCUCCCAUUCUCCCAGGCAUUGCUUCCCCCAUUGUGGAAGAAGAGCCAGAGGAGUUCUCAAGUGAAGAAUCCCUGUCUGAAAGUAAAGAACAAUUAGCAGAGUGUGUCUCAAAGUCUUCCCAGAAGCUCUUCAAACCAAGGCAACAGUUAAUGCUCCGAGCAAACAGCUUGAAGAAGGCUGUGAGGCAGAUCAUUGAACAAGCAGAAAAAGUUGUGGAUGAGCAGAAUGCUCAUAGUGAAGAACAAGUGAACCAGUCUCCAGUAGAAUACAGCAAAGAAUUGGAUGAAUCCAAAGAAGAGGAAAAAGAGGAAGAUACAAAGGAACUUGAGUCUCCAUCAACUAAAACUGCACCAAGAUCUCCUGACAGACGCACAAGCCGAGGUAUCCAUUCUCAGACAGGUUCCUUCUCUGCUCCAGCUUUGGCAGCAAGCAAGGAAAACCUCCCAGUACUUAACACGAGAAUUAUCUGUCCGGGUUUAAGGGCUGGUCUAGCUGCUUCCAUUGCAGGAAGUUCAAUUAUUAGCAAAAUGUUGCUAGCAAACAUCGAUCCAUUUGGUGCUACGCCGUUUAUUGACCCGGAUCCAGAUUCCUUGGAGGGAUAUUCAGAAAAAUGUGUCAUGAACAACUACUUUGGAAUUGGAUUAGAUGCAAAAAUUUCACUAGAAUUUAAUAACAAGCGAGAAGAGCACCCUGAAAAAUGCAGAAGUCGGACGAAAAACAUGAUGUGGUAUGGAGUUCUUGGCACAAAAGAGCUAUUGCAGAGAACUUACAAGAACUUAGAACAAAAAGUUCAACUUGAGUGUGAUGGACAGUACAUCCCCCUUCCAAGCCUGCAGGGCAUAGCUGUGCUAAACAUUCCCAGCUAUGCCGGUGGGACUAAUUUCUGGGGUGGAACCAAAGAAGAUGAUAUAUUUGGAGCUCCAUCUUUUGACGAUAAAAUCUUGGAGGUUGUUGCUGUAUUUGGAAGCAUGCAGAUGGCAGUGUCCAGAGUCAUCAAACUGCAGCACCACAGGAUAGCUCAGUGUCGGUCAGUAAAGAUCACCAUACUUGGUGAUGAAGGGGUUCCAGUGCAAGUCGAUGGAGAGGCAUGGAUCCAGCCCCCGGGAGUUAUUAAGAUCAUACAUAAAAACAGAGCUCAGAUGCUAACACGAGACAGAGCCUUUGAAAACACCCUGAAGUCUUGGGAGGACAAACAGAAGUAUGACUCCUGCAAACCUGUCAUUCGAUCCCCCUUGUACCCUCAGCAAGCUGUUGAGUUGGCUUCAGAUGAAGAAGUUGCACAGAUCCAGUUGUGCUCACAAGCUGCAGAAGAACUUAUUACCAGGAUCUGUGAAGCAGCAAAAGUACAUGGCCUCUUGGAGCAGGAGCUUGCUCAUGCUGUUAAUGCAUGUUCACAUGCAUUAAAUAAAGCCAACCCAAGGUUUCCUGAGAGCCUUACCAGAAACACUGCCAUGGAGAUAGCUGUCAAUGUGAAGGCCUUACACAAUGAAACAGAAUCUCUGCUAGUAGGAAGAGUUCCUUUGCAGUUAGAAGCUCCCCAUGAAGAACUGUUGUCUGAUGCUUUGCACAGUGUGGAAAUAGAGUUGAGAAAACUUGCUGAGAUUCCUUGGCUUUAUUAUGUUUUUCAACCAAAUGAUGAUGAGGAUCCCCCUCUGGAUUAUGCUAAAAGAAACAAUAGAAGUACAGUGUUUCGUAUAGUGCCAAAGUUUAAAAAAGAAAAAAUUCAGAAGCAUAAGACCAGCCCUCAGCCUGUUCAAAAAUGGGGCACAGAUGAAGUUGCUGCUUGGCUGGAUCUGCUCAGUUUGGGAGAGUACAAAGAAAUCUUCAUCAGCCAUGACAUCCGAGGCUCUGAGCUUUUACAUCUGGAAAGGCGAGAUCUUAAGGACCUGGGGAUAACGAAAGUGGGUCAUAUGAAGCGAAUUCUCCAGGGAAUUAAAGAGCUCAGCAAGAACACCCCUUUGUCUGAAGUGUAAUUAUGCUGGUGCUUUUCUUAAAGAGAGAAGAGAAAGUUGCUGGAGAAGCAAAGCUGUUGCAGGCACUUGGCUGUCCUUGUAGUUUAUGGAAGAAUAAGCACUGGUGUUUGUACAGGCUAGCAUCUCUGAAUUCUUGUGUGGUGAAGAACUUGCAGCAAGAGUACAAAAGGAUUUGUGCCAAAACAAAAAGGAAAAGGUGAUAUGUUCUGCGAAGAUGUUUUCUUGGUGUGCAAAUUGGCCAGUUCGGAUAAGCCCAGUUUGGUAAAUUGAUGGUGAAAUGCACUGACUGGAAAAUAUAAUCAAGGAAUGACUGCUUUGCUUACAUGCAGCUCAGUAUGCCUCUCUUUAUGCUGCAGCAAGAUGCCACUGUACAGCAUGAGGUCAUCUGGUUUUCCUUCCGAGGCGUAGCUCUGUAAAACCUCCUGUGCAGGAGACCAGGAGGUUUGGAAGGUUCAACACGUGAGCCUGGCAGUGCCGCAGGUAUCCAGCACUCGCUGGCCAUGCAGAAGAGGGGAGAGAUACCUCGUGAUACCAUGAAUGCAAACUAUAAUGCAUGGUGUGCCUGCCUGAAUUGUCUGUUGUUCUGUUGCAUGACACAUCUGAUACUUUAAACACUUGAACAACUUUUUUAUGGGUUUGAAUGAGAUUUAAUUUAUUGCUACUUGAGUGUCUUUUUUUUUUUUCCCUCCAAUUUCAGGCACUUUUCUAUUCUUCAGUGUUGUGUUAUGCCUAAAAUGUGUUCUACGGCAAAGGGUGUGUGGGUGUGGAAACUUAGCAUUUGUGCCAUAUUCAGCAGAUUAUAUAUGAUUGAAACACUGUACAGUUAGAUUUUUAAAUAUAUCAUGUACAGAAGGUUUAUCAGGUAACUAACUUAUGAGAAUUUUUGAAAGACCGGUACCUCACAAAAAUAUCAAUUGGCUUCCUGCAUGGAAAAUGGUAAAGAAUUUUCUCAUGGUGCAUUUUAAUGUAGUUAUUCAGUUAUCUUAAACAUUUGUAGCAUAUUUGAACUUGUAGGCACUAAUGGUUUUAUUUAUUCUAUUGUUCAAAAGCAGGUUUAAAUAUUAAUGAAAUUUUCUUAAAGGAAAAUUUAAUUUUAUCAUACAUAAGAAGAUAUUUAAAAUGUAGCAGCUGAUUUGAUUUUUGUGGGGUAGACUUUUACUUGUUGCUAAUUAACUAUUAAUUUAAAAAUGCAUCUAUGUGCAUUUCUUUAAAAAGGUAUCAAUUUGUUUCUUGACAGCAUUCCACCAUCAGCAGACCAUAAAAAUAAAAAAAAACAGAUUAUAAGGUUUUAGGCUAUGCAUGCUAAGAUGAAUCAUGCAAGAGAGUAAUCCAUGAGUGUAAACAGGUUAAAAAAAUUAAAACCAUCGUUGUUUAGAUAUUGCUCUAGACCAGUGUUUGUAAGGUUAUUUACACUUUACUUAAAUGAAACAGGUUCAUAAUCUUAUUUCCUGGUUAACUUUUCACAAAAGUAUUAAUAUAGCUCGAAAAUAAAUUUAGAUAUCUACAAAAAAAAUCCUACCUAAAUGUCUGAGAUUAGAUGACUUUGCACCACCUGCCAGAAAACUUGCACAGAAUUGCUCUCUCCUUGCUGUUUCUAGCAAUUGUGGCAUUGCAGCACGAGGAACACUUGACUUUCACCUAAUCAAGUAGCUUUGAUGUUUCUUGCAUGUUAAAGAGUAUCUUAACAUCUAUUUAUGUUUCACUCAUGGGCAGAAGAGUAAAGUUUCAUUUGUUUUUACCAAAACGUAUUUUCUUGUAUAAAGGGGCCAAUGUCAAGUACUGCAUCCUGGUUUUGCCCUCCAUUUCUCAUGCAUAUGACCAGAGUUGAUCCAUGGCAAGUAGAUGGGACUCAUCCCUUGGAAAGUAAAAUCUAUUAUACUCAUUGUUUUAUUGGAGAAAAAAGAAAAAAUAAUCAAAAUAGGCUUAAUUUUUAUCUUAUUGUAGUUCUUUGUGUUCUUGCUGCUGUAGGUUCAACAGGCACCACUCUGGGAGUUCUGUGUACAUAAUGAUUAUUCUGGUAAACAAAAGUAAAAGUAAAAGGCUAUAUUCUGUUAGGUUUUGCAUGAAGAACAAACCAAAAUGCAUUUGCCAAAUGAUAUGAUUUUCAGGCUGUUGUAUGAAAAGCAUAUGAAAAAAAUGGAAAGUUAGGCAAACAAUGGAAAGCUUGUUGGUUUUGGUUUUAUUUUAAUGUACUUGACAUUCACCCCUUUAAUGACGUUCAGGUGACAUCUGCCAAGUCUUUGUAAGCAUUAUUUCCUUUUCUCUUUGUUCCUCAGUAAGCUACACUGCAUUUUAACAUGUGGCAGCAUCUUAGCAUAUUGACAUACAGUAGACAACAUAGCUAAUCUUCUGGUCUAUUCAAGGACAUAAUACAUAGCAGAACUUUCUUUGCUUUCCCGAUUGUAAGAUACAAUCUCUUUACAACUUUCAGCCUUGCUGUAUGUAAUGCAUUAAGAUGGGCUAUGGAACCAGAUCUCUUCAAGUCACUGUAGAGGUCUACACUGAGUGUAUUGAAAAAUGGGAGCUGCUUUUGGGCAGGGAAAAAUGGGAAAAUUUUGUUUGUAACACAGCUUUCUUAUGGCACUCCUCAAAUUACCUCAGUAUAGGACAACUGAUCAAUGUUCAUUUUUCUAAAUGACCACCAAAGAAUUUAACCUUGAUUCUCCUAAGCAGUUUUUUUAAACAUGUGAAUAGGAAAAAACAAAACUGUAAGUAUCAUUUAUGCUGUAUUUAUUAGAUGCCCAGGAGAGCAAAUUUUAUGCAACUCUAUGCCUUAGACUAGUGUUGUCUAUGAAAUGCAAAUACAUCUGACAAGGAGGCUCAAAAUAUUUUUACAGGGGUUCUCCCUGGAGGUCAUGGGUUGUAGCUGUGUUUAAGUGAUGUGGCUUUUUCGAAGACCUGAACACAGUUUUACUCUCUCAUGGUUACUCUAAGUACUGGGUUUUUUCCUUACUGCUGUAAAAGUCCCAGCUCCUAGAACUAAGUACAUUUUUUUUAAACGAUCUGUGUUCUCCCUAAUUUAAUCCUGCUGUAAAAAAGGGCUUCAAAGCACACAUCCCAAUAUCUUAACAAAACCAAGGUAAACACAUCCCUAAAAGUACUUAGCUUUUUAGAAAACAAGAUCCUGUGGAGCCUGAUUCAGCAUGCUAGAUUUAUCAAGCAAACUAUACAAACUUUACUGGAUUAAAUUUUUCCUCCCCAGUCAAAUACAUGCGAUUUCUGUGGUCAGUAUACAUUAAAUCCUGAAGGGAGUGCAGAGUAAUCUGCAUUUUUUUGUAGUGGCUGGUAUUCGUGUAGUUGAAAAGCUCUACACCUCAGAGAGAGGAACACAAGAGGUGCAUGUUUUAAAAUUGCAGCACGUUGCUAAAUAUAAGUUGCUGUUUUGUCAUUUUCAAAUAGGAUUUUCUCAGUUCACUGAUUUGAUUGCUGUAGCAACCUCUCAUUUGGGUCAUGCAAGUUUUGUCUUUAUAAAGCCUCAUGACUUCUUUUUGGAAACUGAAUGAAAUCAAGACAACUCAUGGUUUUAGGUGUUGGGGAUGUUUUCCAAUACUUCAAAGAAAAGAAGAUUCAGAAAUCAAUUUUUUAUAAGAUGGCGAGGGAAAAUUUUCUUUGAUACAUUUUUAUGUCUCUCCCCUUAAACACUAUUCUUUUCUCCUGAAUGUCUCCUUCUUUCGAAGAAAAAUGCUUUGAACUUAGAAGAACAGUAAAGUGUAAAGCAUAUUAUCAAAAACCCUCCCAGACUAUUUCAUUCCAGUACAUCUUGUUUUGGGACUAGAAUUAAUAUGCUUGGUCCUGUAAAUAAAAAAUAGAAAUCAUCUUUAUCUCUCUAUCCCUGCCCAAAAUAAUUAAUACUGCAAUGCUGCAUCACUGUAAUUCAAAGGAGAGGCAUUGAUUUUUUUUUCUUCAUAAAUGUCAAUUUUGUAUUUUCCCAUGCUUUUUGUAGAGAAAUAGAUAACCUGCCAAUUUUACUUUUUAAUUGAACUUGCUCAUGCUAUUAAUGAAUAUUUCAUAAAGCCUUGAUAAUGAGCAUUACUUCAAGGGUAAAAUUAUGAGUGUUUUUCAAUGCAUGUGGUCUUCAUUUCAGGAAGACUGGCAGGAGACCUUUCCACAUGUAAUGGAAAAUUAAUAUAUAAAGCCAAUAUGAGAGGACGUUCCAUAGUUCUACUUUAAAAACAGAUGUAAUAAUGUACUUGCAAGACAAAACCCCCCAUGGUGAUUCCAUUUUGCUUGAUGCUUCCUGUUAGUGAUUACAUUAGUAGUGUUUACAGCUAUUUCUGCAGCGCUCUCUGUGUGCCCCUAAAUAUUAAGUUCUUGCCUAUGAGUUCAACAGUUCUGGUAAUUAAUAAUUAGCAGUGCAAGAAGUCUUUGUGAAAGGUAAAGUCACAAGGAAUGUAUCUCAUUGAGGAUAACAGCUGGAGCAAUUUGUUUAUCUUACAACCAGGAAAUCAUCUUGUCACUUGUAUGAGUAAACGAGAGCCACAGAAAAUAAAAUUAAAGAAGUAAUUUUAAAUUUAUUUUUUCACCCCAAUAACUUAAGUACCUCUCAACUGCAGCAUCCUGUAUACAUUUAUAACACAGGCUAUCCUGUAUUUUUUAUUCUGUUUUCAUGUAUGUUUGUGGAUUGUAUGUUCUGUGGUAUGAUUUUUGUAUCAUCAAGGUUUGAUGCUGCUUAUUCUAACUGCGAGGAUGUAAUGUUUGCCAGAACUGUACAUGACUGUGUUGCUGUCUUGAGGAACAAGUUUUUGAUGACUUGAGGAAGCUGAGGAGUUUGGACAGUAUUUAAGCUUUGGACAGGACUUAAAAUAUCUCCGCUUUCUCUUCAGAGAUGAAUAGUAGCAUCAGCAGGAUUGAUAAAGCAUCAUUUGGUAAUUGUCAAUAUAAAUUCUUUACUGGUUGUAUAAAUUUCUGUAUUUAUAUCUAGAGUAUAAUUUGGAAUGGAUCUUUUUUACAAAAAGAAAAAAGAUUUUCUAUUUGUUUUCUACUACUGUUGCAUUAGUAGAAUUUGCAUUUCAUAGCUCUGUUAAGUGUUAGCUUAUGUACUUGAAAUGUUUGUUUCAGCCAUACAGAAGACCAGUGUGUUUCUCAGAAAUUAUAAUUCAUUUGGAAGCCUCUGGAGACCUUUAGAGGACUAUUUCUGUAGCCAGUUGGAGCUAAUACCAAAAUUCAUAGCAGCUUCUGUAGGUUUAAUAGGGAUCAUCCUCAAUACUUUAACUGAAAAAAAUAAUCUUGAAAGGUUUGUGGUUUUUUUUCAAUGCAUAGAAUUAAUCUUAAAAUAUCAUCCCCUUGUCAUAUGUAAAUUAAAAAAAAUAUUAGCAUUGUUAACACUUUUGCAAAGAAGCAAAAUGCUGAUGAAUACAUACCCAAGAGUAUUUCUGGACAAAUUUUAGUCAAUUUAGCUGUAGUGGUUAAAGAUCUAUCACCUUCAGAACACUCAGCAGAAAAUUCAUAUGUGCACGUGGUAGAAUUACAAACAACUGUUUUAAAUAAUUAAAGACUUGUUCCCCAGUUGACAAAAACUUGAUGAACUCUCUGAUGGGAUUUUGAGUUCCUAUAACCUAUUGCUUGUAUUAGUGAGGCAGAAGAAGCUGGUGCCUCAUUUAUGUUUAACACCAGUCAUGCCUUUUUUAAUGUUUUUACGUUGCUUCCCAGCUCCUGUGUCUGGAUGAGCUCCCAGCUUCUGGCAAGAUGAGACCUUUGCAUGUCUCUCCAUGGUUUCUGUUCAGAAGAGCUGGAUGGGCAGGCCAGGAAAAAGUUGUAGGGUCAGGGAGGAAAAGAUACACCAAGACUUCAGGCUCCAAAGCCUAGCCUAGCCAAUUUGGAAUAUUUUAAAUUAUAUUUUUACAGUUCCUUCUGGAAGCUUUAUCUAACAGUUAACACAAGCUACCAGAAUGUCCUUGGAAAGAAAAGUGUUUUGGCUAACUCUACCAGCUGUGUAAGACAUUGCAAGUACUGAAUAUUAUGGUAGCUAUUAGUAGGACAAUAUCCAAAUGGCCAGUGAAUAUUUUAUUCUGUGGAACAAAUACUUUGGAAAAAUAUAGUUUGUAGUAUUAUUCAAAGACUAGUGUUAGACUAGGAUUGAAAAGCUACUGAAUAUAAAUGCAAUUUGGUACAAAAUUUUAAGUAAUUUGCAACUAUCUUUUUCCAAAUUCAUUGGAAACAACUAUUUUAGGGAGCUGUGUUUGAUCCAGGUAGACAAGAAUGUGUGAACUGGAUGGUGGGAACAGGAAGAAAUGAACUAAAAGUAAAAUUGGAUGGUUUGUUUUCAUUAUGGAAACUGUGUGUAAAGCCAAAAAUAAAUUCUCCACAGUGCCCCAAAUCCCUUCUAUGACUUUUUAAAGGGAAUAGCAUUUUAAGUCCCAAAUUUUUUAAACUAAAUCAUUAAUUGGAUAAAAACCAGUUUAAUAACCUGACAGUGUCAUUAACAGGGAAAGAGUUAGAGAUACAACUGUUUUUCUCCUGGUGUUAGUUGAAGUAAGCUCUGUUUGGAACUAAUUCUCUUUGCAGUCGUGGUCAAUUGUUUUGUGAAUGGGGAGAUUGAGGAAAGCCAUUCAAAGCUGCUUGGUCUUGCCUUUCAGGGAUGGGGAGAGCAUGUGUGCUGAACAGUAGGACCCAAAAGCUUUUAAUGAGAAUUUCAAGGAUACAAGAUUUGCUAGUUGGAUACCUUAGGAAGGUUUACAAGGAGGACAAAGGCAUGCAGAUUCUCACUGUGAAGGUUCCUAGUAGCACUCUUCUCACAAGAUGCCAUGUCUAUACAUUGAAACAGGCAUUUGGACAGCGUGCCUAGCUACAUUCCAGAGGAUUUUCUACAGGCAUCUGUCACUUGUGGUGUCUGUACUUUCUGUCUUGGUUUCAUGUCUCCUUAACUUGGGUACCUUGAAAAACACAGUUGUCCAUAUUCGACAAAAAUUACCAUUUUUCCCAUUCAAGGAGCACAGCUUGUGAACCUGUCCUGAAAUAAUUUGUUUCAUUAGCCACCUUUUUACAUCAUAUUCUUUGAAUCCUAAAAGAGCUGCAACUCUUUUAGGCACCUCCCUAGAGCUGCCAGUUACAUCAGGAAUUUGAUAUGCUUGUAUUUCGAUGGGAUCAUCAAAUAGCAAGGUGAUAUUCACAGUGGCGAUGAGACAUGCAAUAGAUGGGAUUUGUACAUAAGGAGUACAAGCUGUUGAGAUGCUCCUGAAAGGUGAAAGGGGCCUGAUCUCUGCCCCUUCCCUCUGGUUCUUCUUUGUUGCUGUCAUCACACACAAAUAAUUUAACAUCACAUAAUAUUAGCAGCUUCUUAUCUUAAUUCAUGGUGACAUCAAACCUAUCAGUCACUACUAACAAAACUUCUCAGUGUCACUUCUGUCUGUCUAGAGCAGGUAUCUUCAAAUAUUGAGCACUAUGGAAUUGCAUUAAUGUAUUUUUAAUGUAUAUUCUGGCAUUUAAGAAAGGUAAAUUUCAUCUGAAGGUAUUUCAAAAGUU